This is a messenger RNA of Mycotypha africana, 3269 nucleotides long. RefSeq names its product muts domain V-domain-containing protein. The coding region runs from base 139 to 3102 and encodes 987 amino acids. The transcript has 6 exons. Gene Ontology annotation, molecular function: ATP binding; mismatched DNA binding; ATP-dependent DNA damage sensor activity. The record is from RefSeq and is a predicted model, not a curated record. Gene Ontology annotation, cellular component: nucleus. Lineage: Eukaryota; Fungi; Mucoromycota; Mucoromycetes; Mucorales; Mycotyphaceae. Gene Ontology annotation, biological process: mismatch repair; mitotic recombination.
CUUAUACAUUGAAGCAUCAUUUUUUUGUCAUGAUUACUUUUUUCAUUUUUUUGUCCCGCUGCAUUUCAUCUUUCCCCACCUCUCCUUUUUCUUUUGCUACGAAACAGGAAAAAAUCGUCUUUUGUUAGUAACAGAUCGAUGAAGCGUCAAGCGACGAUCAGCUCUUUUUUUGCAAAGCAAGCAUCACCUGUGACCAAAAAGCCGAAAAUCGACAAGUGUCUGUCAACAUCUACAUCAACAUCGAGCAAUGAUAAAAGUGACAGGAACACUAACAACGGCAUAACUGUUUCCAGCACGAGUGCCUCAAAGAAGAACGGUAUUCAGAAAGCAGAAACAAAAAGAAUUCCUGUCAAAGAGAAAUUGGCGAAUCCUUCCGCUCAUUUGACGGAACAAGAGCUGAAGAAACUGCAUGAACAGUUCAGUCAAAAGUUUGGUUCUAUGGAUAAAGAGAUACACGAAAGAAGACAACAGGUGGAUCAAUUGAUGACAGAUAUCAUGGAGGUUCAAAGCCAAGAUGCUACUGCUGGCUUACGUAGCAAAGCAGCACCAAUAGCCAAACAAAAGUUUACGCCUUUGGAACAGCAGGUCGUUGAACUGAAAGCAAAAUAUCCUGAAUGUUUAUUAUUGAUUGAAGUGGGAUACAAAUUUCGACUCUUCGGGGAAGACGCAAAGAUCGCUUCCAAAAUCUUACAUAUCGCUCAUUUUAUCGAUCGCAACUUUUAUGUAGCCAGUAUCCCGGUCCAUCGGCUGAAUGUCCAUGUAAGGAAGCUUGUCAAUGCAGGCUAUCGCGUAGGAGUCGUACGACAAACCGAAACAGCCGCUUUGAAAGCAGCUGGAUCAAAUAGAGGUCAACCUUUCAAAAGAGAAUUGACCGAGAUGAUUACAAAAGGCACGAUGGUCAAUCUGACGGAGGAUGACGACUUGAUAGAUUCUGUGAGCAAUAGGUUAAAUCACGGAGGAGGCCAUUUGAUGUGUUUCCUGGAACAGAAAAGAGGAGGUCACGGUCCUGAUGAACGCGUGCAAAUUGCGAUGAUAGCCAUUCAGCCUGCUACAGGAGAUGUUAUUUACGACGCGUUUGAAGAUACUUACUUGAGACAAGAGCUAGAGACACGGUUCUUGCAUUUAGAACCCAGUGAAUUGUUGGUUUCUGCAGACAUGCUAAGCCGACCGACUGAAAAGUUGAUACAGCAUUUGAAUUUCGGUGGUGAUGGACAGCAUAGCAACAACAAAAGUCGUGUGGAUGACGUACGAAUUGAGUAUAUAUCAGCUAGUAAGGAAGACUUCGGAAGAGAUUACAAAGCUGCCGUUCAAUACGUUACAGAGUUCUUUCAUGAGUCAGCAGAGACCCUGUCGAAUGUCUUUCACUUGCCCGAUAUGGUUGUACAAGCCCUGGCUUGCUUGAUUCGAUAUCUGAAGGAAUUCUAUUUAGACAGCAUUUUGUUGAGAUCAACAAAGUUCUUUAAACACUUUGUAGAAGAGAAUCAUAUGCUGCUGAAUGGUAAUACUUUGACACAUUUGGAGAUAUACAGAAACAGCACCGACUUUAGCGAAAAAGGUAGCCUGUUUUCAAUUUUGAAUCAUACGAAAACAAAAUUUGGACAACGAUUGUUAAGGAAUUGGAUUGGACGGCCGUUGGUUGAUGUUCAAAAACUGAAUGAACGAACGGAAGCCAUAGAAGAGCUCAUGACUACAGAAAACCCAAAAAGGAAUCUCAUUUUAUCACUACUGUCUAAAAGACAACUACCAGAUGUAGAAAAGGGUCUAUGCCGUAUCCAAUACGGAAAGGCUACACCCAUAGAGUUAAUUCAAGUACUUGAUACCUUUUACACAAUAUCUAGUUCUAUUCUACCGGAACCUCGUUUCCGGUCUGCUUAUCUCAAUUAUCUCUUUGAUACCCUACCCACCAUACGAGACGAUAUCGAAUUUUUUAGAAACCAAAUCAACCCUCAUUUCUCAGCUACCACCAAUAAGCAGCAAGAUAAAGCAGAAUUUUUCAAAACAGACAGCCAAUGGACAGACAUACCUCGCGAAAAGAACAACAUUGCAUUUGUCGAACAAGAAUUACGAGAACAUCUGUUAGAGCUCCAGCAAUCCACAGGGCUCAAAGAUCAACUGAAAUACACUACAGUGGCUCUUGUCGAGUAUCUAUUAGAAGUCCCGAAUAGUCGACUUAAAAAAGUGCCCAUGGAUUGGAUCAAGAUGAGUGGUACAAAAGCUGUGAGUCGAUUUCAGGACAAGUUCAUUUUGGACAAACUGAAAGAGCGAGAUCUUCAUCGAGAACGACUAGCGAUCGCUGUGGACACAGGCUACCAAAGCUUUCUGAAAGAAAUAGCAGCAAAGUAUGAAAAAUGGCGUGAGGUAGUGAUAUGCCUCGCGCAGUUAGAUUGCUUGUUUUCGUUAGCGAAGGUAGCAUCCUCUUCUGAUUAUGUAAAGCCAGAAUUUGUAACCACCGACUCUGCGUCGCCCCGUCGUCAUCAAGAAGUACGGAUGGAUGUGAUAGGAGGUCGACAUCCGAUGGUAGAACAUGCAAUGAAGGAUGACCAUGCUUAUAUACCCAAUGAUAUCGAUUUUAGAGACAAGCAGAAAACAAUGAUCUUAACAGGACCGAACAUGGGCGGCAAAAGCUCUUACAUACGUCAAGUAGCGCUCAUAGCUAUCAUGGCACAGAUUGGGUCGUACGUUCCGGCGACGUCUGCAAAAUUAGGUUUAUUUGAUGCAGUGUUUACACGCAUGGGCGCGUCGGAUCGUUUGAUGCGCGGACAAAGUACGUUUAUGGUGGAGAUGCAAGAAACGAGUGAUAUCAUGAAGCAAGCCACGUGUCGAUCGCUGGUGAUUUUAGAUGAGCUGGGAAGGGGUACAAGCACACAUGAUGGACAAGCUAUUGCGUAUGCGGUCCUGGACCACUUUAUUUCUCAUAUUCAAUCAGUGACGCUAUUUGUGACUCAUUACCCGUCAUUGAGUAGAGUGGAGAGCUUGUAUCCGGGGCAGGUGAGAAAUUGCUAUAUGGAUUAUAUUGAAGAAAAAGAUGACGUGACAGAUGUAGGACAAGUAGUCUUUUUAUACAAAUUAGUGGACGGUAUUGCAAUGAAUAGUUACGGGUAAGGGGAGAAAUGAUUUUUUUUAGUGAAAUAGCUCACUUGAAAGCCUGUUUUGAACCCAAUGCAAAAAUUUGUAUUCUAGGAUGAACGUAGCAAGGUUAGCCAAUAUACCGUUACCCGUGAUAAGGGCUGCUAAACAAAAAUCAAAGCAAGUGAAGGAGGAGAUGGAGC